This is a messenger RNA of Ustilaginoidea virens, 1230 nucleotides long. RefSeq lists its product as uncharacterized. The coding region runs from base 1 to 1230 and encodes 409 amino acids. NCBI's taxonomy places the organism in Eukaryota, Fungi, Ascomycota, Sordariomycetes, Hypocreales, Clavicipitaceae. The record is from RefSeq and is a predicted model, not a curated record. The transcript has 2 exons.
AUGGCCGAGUUUGAAAGUCUCGUGGGGACAUAUGUCCACUUGGCCAGGGAGUCCCGGUCAAGCGAGGCCCUCCACACGUUGAAAAAGGUAGCGUCGCUGGUGAAGCCCAUCAUGCGAGCGCGAGGAUGGAAAGUCGGCCAGCUGGUCGAGUUUUAUCCAGAGCAGAGCAAUCUGCUAGGCCUGAAUGUCAAUAGAGGCAUGAAGAUUUGCCUGAGACUUCGCUAUCCAGGCGACCGGAAUCAGUUCCUACCCACCGAGGACGUGGUUGACACGAUGCUUCACGAGCUCGCGCACAUUGCACAUGGACCGCACAACCAGGCUUUUCAUGCUCUGUGGGAUCAAUUACGUGAUGAGUGUCAGGGCCUCAUGUUGAAAGGGUACACAGGAGAGGGCUUCCUCGGCAAGGGACACCGACUGGGCGGGGCCAGAAUGCCUGAUCGUGAGGCGCGUCGACUUGCCCGAGAGGCAGCGGAGAAGAGGAAAGCAACGGCUGCUCUGGGAACGGGUUCGGGCCGAAAGCUGGGUGGGGCUGCACCUCGUCCUGGGCAGGAUAUCCGAGAAGCCAUUGCGAACGCGGUCGAGAGACGAAACGCCAUUCUUCGAGGAUGCGGCAGCGGGCGACUGAACGAUGGACGGAUUCGGGAGAUUGCGGAUACGGCCACGCAGAACGGCUUCAAAACAAAGGCCGAAGAGGACGAGGCGAACGAGGCAGCCAUCGCACAAGCUUUGUGGGAACUCGUACAGGAAGACGAAAAGGCGAGACUCGGCCCAUCGUACGUGCGGCCGUCGGCUGGGCGCCGGGGCGGCAGAGACGGGACGGCCGAGCAUGACGUUGGCGAAGGCCAAGACGACCCAAACACCUGGGUGUGCGGAACUUGCACGUUGCACAAUCCUCCGAAUUACCUUUGCUGCGAUGCCUGCGGCUCGGAACGGGCACAGGCCAAGAGAACCUUGCCCGGAGACGCCAAGCGGCAGGUAGAUGGACAAAGGUCCAGGACGAGGACCGGUGCCGGUGCCGGUGCCGGUGCCGGUGCAAAUACUGUAGACUUGACGACCGACGCAUCACCACCGAGGAAAAAGCGACCGAACCGGGCCCCUCCCCCUCCUGCCAAGCCAUCCCUUUCAGCGUCAGCGCCGCUGGUAUGGAUCUGUAGCUUUUGCGGGACGGCCAUGGAACGACAGUGGUGGACCUGCUCGCUGUGCGGGAAAAUGAAGGAUGACUCAAAGUGA